AGUGUGAGUGCAGCUUCUCUGAGAGAGCGCUGCAAUGAUAAAAGCCGCAUAUGCGGUAGGCUACACACCUAUCAGACAGGAAAAUACCCAAGAAACGGCCUCACCCCGGUUCUCCUCGCACCACAGCCUUAUCCACGACUCAGAGCGGAACCUCAAGUGCCAGUAGAACCAUGACCAAGCCAGUGGGGGGCGGUGCCAAUGAUGUCACCCGCUUCCUGACAUCAGGGGCGGGGCCAGGACCUGGGUCCCCAAACUCCAACGCUGCGUUCUCCGCCGCCAGCCAGGCCGACUGGGCAGCAAAGAGGCUGGUGUGGGUGCCGUCAGAGAAGCAUGGCUUCGAGUCGGCCAGUAUUCGAGAAGAGCGCGGUGAUGAGGUGGAGGUGGAGCUCACAGACAGCCAGCGUCGGAUCACUCUCUCCAGAGAAGAGGUGCAGCGGAUGAACCCCCCACGUUUCAGUAAAGUGGAGGACAUGGCCGACCUUACCUGCCUCAACGAAGCCUCCGUGCUUCACAACCUGAGAGAGAGAUACUACUCGGGCCUGAUCUACACAUAUUCAGGGCUGUUUUGUGUGGUGGUGAAUCCGUACAAGAACCUGCCCAUCUACACAGAGGCCAUCGUGGAGAUGUACAGAGGCAAAAAACGCCACGAGAUGCCCCCGCACAUCUACGCCAUAUCAGAGGCCGCCUAUCGUAGCAUGCUACAAGACCGAGAAGAUCAGGCGAUCCUUUGCACAGGCGAGUCUGGAGCUGGGAAAACAGAGAACACAAAGAAAGUCAUCCAGUAUUUAGCUCACGUUGCCUCCUCCCAUAAAGGGGGCACACCGGGCAGGAACAAGGAGGCUAUACAGAUGGAUGGCUCUAGAUCCUUAACAAGAGGCAGCACUUUGGGAAACAGGGGUGAGCUGGAGAGACAGCUGCUGCAGGCCAACCCCAUACUGGAGGCCUUCGGCAACGCGAAGACAGUCAAAAACGACAACUCAUCCAGAUUUGGUAAAUUCAUCCGCAUCAAUUUUGACGUUGCGGGGUACAUUGUCGGUGCCAACAUUGAGACCUAUCUCCUUGAAAAGUCCCGGGCCACCCGGCAGGCCAAAGAUGAGAGGACGUUCCACAUCUUUUACCAGCUGCUGUGUGGAACAUCAGAAGAGACGAAAGCUGACCUGCUCCUUGGAACUGCUGACCAGUACCGCUUCCUCAGUGGAGGCGCCAUCGCGGUUCCAGGUCAGAGCGACUCGGAGAACUUCACCCAGACCAUGGACUCCAUGGCCAUCAUGGGCUUCACCCCUGAGGAGUCACUAUCCAUGCUGAAGGUGAUCUCUGCUGUGCUCCAGUUUGGGAACAUUUCCUUCAUGAAAGAGAAGAACCAGGACCAGGCCUCCAUGCCUGAUAACACAGCUGCUCAGAAACUGUGCCACCUGCUGGGCAUCAACGUGCUGGAGUUCACCCGGGCCAUCCUCACUCCUAGGAUCAAAGUGGGUCGGGAGUAUGUGCAGAAGGCGCAGACCAAAGAGCAGGCUGACUUUGCUGUGGAGGCUUUAGCAAAGGCAACGUAUGAGCGUCUGUUCAGAUGGCUGGUGCACAGGGUCAACAGAGCUCUGGACCGCAGACAGAGACAGGGAGCCUCCUUUAUAGGAAUCCUUGAUAUCGCUGGAUUUGAGAUCUUCCAGCUAAAUUCAUUCGAGCAGCUGUGUAUCAACUACACCAACGAGAAGCUGCAGCAGCUCUUCAACCACACCAUGUUCAUCCUGGAGCAGGAGGAGUAUCAGCGAGAGGGCAUCGAAUGGAACUUCAUCGACUUUGGCCUGGACUUACAGCCGUGCAUCGACCUCAUCGAGAAACCAACUCACCCGCCUGGUGUUCUGGCCCUGCUGGAUGAAGAGUGCUGGUUCCCCCGGGCUACAGACCGCUCUUUUGUAGAGAAGGUCUCCACUGAGCAAGGCAACCAUCCAAAAUACUUCCGAUCAAAGCAGCCGCGCGGGGAGGCUGACUUCUCCAUCAUUCACUAUGCUGGAAAGGUGGACUACAAGGCCAAUGAUUGGCUGGUGAAGAACAUGGAUCCUCUGAACGACAACGUGGCGUCUCUUCUGCACCAGUCGUCUGAUCACUUUGUGUCAGAACUUUGGAAAGAAGAUAUUCAAACUCUUCCUCGUGUGUACUUCUUUGACUCCUAUGCCACAAUACAGGCCAAUGGCUCCGACAUGGACAGGAUCAUUGGUCUGGACCAGGUUUCUACGGGAGAGAACAGCGGCCCGGUCAACUUCGGAGCUUCAGGUCUGAAGACGAAGAAGGGAAUGUUCAGGACUGUUGGUCAGCUCUACAAGGAGUCUCUCACCAAGCUGAUGGCCACACUGAGGAACACAAACCCCAACUUCCUGCGCUGCAUCAUCCCCAACCACGAGAAGAGGGCCGGUAAGCUUGCCCCCAAUCUGGUUUUGGACCAGCUGAGGUGUAAUGGGGUUCUGGAGGGGAUCCGUAUCUGCAGACAAGGCUUCCCUAACCGCAUCCCAUUUCAGGAGUUUAGGCAGAGAUACGAGAUCCUGACUCCCAACGCUAUCCCUCGCACCUUCAUGGAUGGCAAACAGGCAUCAGAACUCAUGAUCAAAGCUUUGGAACUGGACCACAACUUGUUCAGGGUGGGUCAGAGUAAAGUCUUCUUCCGAGCUGGAGUCCUGGGUCACCUGGAGGAAGAAAGAGACCUUAAGAUCACAGACACCAUCAUACGCUUCCAGAGUGCAGCCAGAGGCUACCUCGCACGCAAAGCCUUCUUAAAGAAGCAGCAGCAGCUGAGCGCAAUGAGGGUCAUGCAGAGGAACUGUGCUGCUUACCUCAAACUCAGGAACUGGCAGUGGUGGCGUCUGUUUACAAAGGUGAAGCCACUGCUGCAAGUGUCCCGGCAAGAUGAGGAGAUCCAGGCCAGAGAAGGUCAGCUCCAGAAGGCCAAAGACAAUCUCACCCGAGUGGAGCAAGAGUUUUCUGAACUGGACCAGAAACACGCUCAGCUGCUGGAGGAGAAGUCGGUGCUGGCUGACCAGCUGCAGGCGGAGGCAGAACUGUUUGCAGAGGCGGAGGAGAUGAGGGCCAGGUUAGCAACUCGGAAACAGGAGCUGGAGGAGGUGAUGGGCGAGAUGGAGAGUCGGCUUGAGGAAGAGGAGGAGAGAACUGCGCAACUCACCAAUGAGAAGAAGAAGAUGCAGCAGAAUAUACAGGACCUAGAGGAACAGUUAGAGGAGGAGGAAAGUGCACGGCAGCGCCUCCUGCUGGAGAAGGUGACUUUGGAGACCAAAGUAAAGAGUCUAGAAACAGAUCUGAUGAAUGCAGUGGAGCAGAGAGACCGACUCAGCAAGGACAAAAAACAGUUUGAGGAGCGUCUGAGUGAAGUUACCGAUCAGCUCACUGAGGAAGAGGAGAAAACAAAGAGUCUGAACAAACUCAAGAACAAACAGGAAGCUGUCAUCGCUGACCUUGAAGAGCGUCUGAAGCGUGAGGAGCAGGGUCGCCUAGAGCAGGAGAAGAUGAGGAGGAGGAUGGAGAACGAAACUGUGGAGGCCCAGGAGCAGCUAUCAGAUCUGGGCAUGAUGUCCUCUGAGCUAAGGGGCAGUCUGUCUCAGAAAGAGAAAGAGAUCACCAGCCUGCAGGGCCGGUUGGAGGAAGAGGGAGCGCGACGUGCAGAAGCUCAGAGGUCACUGAGGGAGGCCAUGUCCCAGGUGUCUGAGCUGAAGGAGGAGGUGGAGAAUGAACGAGGGAUGAGGGAAAGGGCAGAGAAACAGAGGCGGGACCUCGGGGAGGAACUGGAGGCUUUGAGGACUGAGCUGGAGGACACUCUGGACACCACGGCUGCCCAGCAGGAGCUAAGGUCUCGUCGUGAGUCUGAGUUAAAUGAUCUCCAGCGGCGUGUUGAAGAUGAAACUCGCCACCACGAGGCCCAGCUAUCAGAACUCCGAGUCAAACACAGCGCUGCCAUAGACGGCCUGCAGGAACAGCUAGACAACAGCAAGAGGGCACGUCAGUCGUUGGAGAAGGCCAAGGUAUUGCUGGAGGAAGAGAGGCAGAAUUUGACCUCCGAGCUCAAGAGCCUCCAAGCGGGUCGCACAGAGAGCGAGAGAGGCCGCAAGAGGGCUGAGAGUCAGCUGCAGGAGGUCAGCGCCCGAUUGACUCAGGCCGACAGAGAGAAGGAGGAGAAAGAGGAGCGGGUGCACAAGCUACAGUGUGAGAUUGAAACCGUCUCCAGCAGUUUGUCCUCCUAUGACACCAAAUCACUUCGCCUCUCUAAAGAGGUCAGCAGCCUGGAGGGCCAGCUGAACGACGCAAAGGAACAGCUGCAGGAUGAAACUCGUCAAAAGAUGGCUCUGGGCUCUCGGGUACGAGCGCUGGAGGAGGAGAAGAACGGUCUGAUGGAGAGACUCGAGGAGGAGGAGGAGAGGAAUAAAGAGUUGAGCCGGCAGAUUCAGACUCACACACAACAGCUUGCAGAGCUCCGUAAGCAGUCAGAGGAGGUGAACACCGCGGUGGAAUCCGGAGAGGAGACGCGCAGGAAACUCCAGCGAGAGCUAGACAGCACCAUGGCGAGGGAGAAGCAGAAGGAGGAGGAGAAGGAGAGAGUGGAGAGACAGAGGGAGCGACUGAGGGAGGAGAUAGAGGACAUGACGCUUGCACUGCAGAGAGAGAGGCAGAACUGUAUGGCCCUGGAGAAGCGGCAGAAGAAGUUUGACCAGUGUCUGGCGGAGGAGAAGGCGGUGGGCGCUCGGCUGUCAGAGGAGAAGGACAGAGCAGAGGCAGACAGCCGAGAGAAGGACACAAGAUAUUUGUCCCUUUCCCGAGCCCUGCAGGAGGCCCAGGACCAGAGGGAAGAGCUUGAGAGGUCUAACAAGCAGCUCCGUAUUGAAAUGGAACAGCUUGUGAACCAGCAGGAUGAUGUCGGCAAAAACGUCCACGAGCUGGAGCGGGCCAGGAGGGCUUUAGACACGGAGGUUCAGAGCCUGCGGGUUCAGACGCAGGAGCUGGAGGAGGAGCUGUCAGAGGCGGAGAACUCGAGGCUGAGGCUGGAGGUCACCCUGCAGGCGCUCAAGGCUCAGUUUGAGAGGGAGAUAGGCAACAGCGAGGAGAAGGGAGAGGAGAAGAGGAGGGCUCUCAGCAAACAGGUUAGGGAGUUGGAGAUCCAGCUGGAGGAGGAGAGGAGUCAGCGGUCUCAGGCCGUGUCUUCCAAGAAACAGCUGGAAGCAGAACUGCAGGACACUGAGGCCCAGGUGGAGACAACCACCCGCGGCAAAGAAGAGGCUGUGAAGCAGCUAAGGAGGCUGCAGGGUCAAAUGAAAGAAGCUCUGCGUGAGCUUGAUGAGCUCAAGUUGUCUCGGGAAGAGGUGAUCGCCCAGUCGAAAGACAGCGAAAAGAAGAUCCAGAUACUGGAAGCAGAAGUCCUGCAGUACACUGAGGAACUCUCUGUGUCAGAGAGGCAGAGGAGACAGGCUCAGCAGGAAAGAGACGAGGUGGCUGAUGAGAUGGUCAACAGCACCUCUGGAAAGACGGCAAUGUUUGAAGAGAAGAGGAGGUUAGACGCACGAGUCAGUCAGCUGGAGGAGGAGCUAGAGGAGGAGCAGAGUAACGCUGAACUUGUGGCAGAGAGACAGAGGAAGACUGCCCUACAGGUGGAGACUCUGACGGUGCAGCUGCAGGGGGAGAGGACUCUGGCCCAGAAGGCAGAGUCGGCACGGGAGCAGCUGGAGAGGCAGAACAAGGAGCUGAAGGCCCGACUUGGGGAGAUGGAGGGAGCAGUCAGGGGAAAAAACAGGCUCAGCGUUGCCGCCCUGGAGGCCAAGAUAGAGUCGAUGGAGGAGCAGCUGGAGCAAGAGAGACAGGAACGAGCCAUGGCAAACAAAAUGGUGCGGAAGACGGAGAAGAAACUGAAGGAGGUGAUGAUGCAGGCGGAAGACGAGAGGAGACAUGCAGACCAGUACAGAGAACAGCUGGAUAAGUCGAUGGUCCGCCUGAAGCAGCUGAAGAGGCAGCUGGAGGAGGUCGAGGAGGAGAACUCUCGCUCCAAUGCUCAGAAGAGAAAGCUGCAGAGGGAGCUGGAGGAGUUUACGGACAGCAGUCAGACCAUGGCGCGAGAGAUCACGUCUCUCCGCAGCCAGCUCAGCGUCCCAGAGUGGAGGCCAGAUAAGCGAGCACCGUUGCCCCUGGCGAUGCGUGGACGCAGAGCACUGGUUGACGACCUCUCGUAUGAGAAUUCUGACUCAGAGGAGCCCCCUGCAUCACCAACCCCCUCUUCUGGAUUCCCAGGGACCCCAACUCCUUCCUCUGAACACAGCCUGGACCCUCCGCCACCCUACAGCGUCAACAACACAGAGUGACGCACUCAUAGACUCUGUUGCACACACAAACACACACACACACACACACACACAGGCACACAACCGCCUCGACUACUCAGAGGUCACACACACACACACACACACACACACACACACACACCACACACAGUACAGAACAGAACAAAACAAAACAACACUAGUUUAUAACGUCAUGAAGGGUCCAAACACGGGGCGCUUUAACCUCAGCGAUAAACAGAUACAAAUGUAAAAAUCUGAUUUUAAAAAGUGGUAACUGGAACUGACUUUGAUUUUGUAACAAACUGUGAGAUAAAAAUCAAAUAACUGGGAAUUUCUACGUCUAUGUCAUGAACUUCUGAGUAACUAAAACUACAUUUCCCAGAGUCGGAAAGUGAAUGGUUUUCAACUUGUUUCCCGAUGCUGUACAGUUAUUAGAUGAGUGAAAACAUUAUGAUGGUGACUUCUUUUACAUUAGGAGGUAUUUCUGAACAAAGCCAUGAUGUGGGUUAAAUAUUCAACCUGAUUUUUAAAAAAAAGGGUGAAUUAAGACAAUCUAGAUACAUGAUACAAACAGUAAGUAGUCAAAUACAUACAUGGAACAGUUUUGACAGUGUCAAAACAUCAAUGAGAAACGUGAAAUAGAGAAGAUUAAACAGAUAGGAAGACUGGCAGACAUAAUGGGUGACUUAGCAAUAGAGAAAUGGCGAUUAGUAUUCAAUAUUUAAUAAAACUCUUAUUGGAAAGUAACUACACUUAGUUCUGUUACGUAUUGAUCUACAAAGCAGCCUGGGUGACGUUCAGAUGCAUUAACAUUGUAUUAAGGGGAGAAUCCUUUUGCUGUAGAUUAGAAACCGUUUGUUGUUAGGUACCGCAGUAGGUAGUAUUAGAUAGUUUCUUCAACUAAAGUCUUGACUUAUUGCUUCAUAAAUUUGUAUAAUUUAUAUCCAAUGUGAACUUAAGUUAUUGAACGCAGGUCAUUUUCUAUAAGAGGCAUGUUAGUCUGAUGAUUCGGGUCACAUCACGGCUCAGACUGGUUUCAGUCAGUGUCACAGCAAGAGGAUGUUUCAGGUGUAACUGGUGUGACUGGUUAGGAAAGAGAACAGAUUUAUAGAUUGUCAACCACAGCAUACAUUAAAAAAAAAAGGAACGCUCUGUGGGGAAUUUAUAAAUUCAUCUUUUUUUAUCCAAAUUGGGACAAAUUGAUGAACACGUCACAUUUUAUUUUAACAAGCAUCUUGUACAUUGUCAUUUUUACUGAGUGUAAAUUAUUGAUCAUCAAAGUUUUUUUGUUGAACCAAACGGUGGGCGUAUGGAUGAGAAAAAGGGACUUAAAUUUGUAGUAAAUGUAGAGUAGCAGUAGAACAAAGUAGAUGAGGCUGGUGAGGUUUUCUACUCUCGUCCAGUGAACAAGUAGAAAAAGUGAGCAUGAGACUCAAAGCAUUUUCAGAUACUAGUAGAGUUAAAUAAAAAAAAAAGACAAUUAAGGCACUGAGGAAUUAAUUUUUAUGAGAAAAAAACAGUGAUUGAACAAAUGGUAGACUUUUUUACCCUAGUUAUCAGCCCUAAAAGACACGUGUGUAUGGUGGGGGUGGGGGUGGGGGGGUGUCAGCCAAACCCACAUACAGCUCGAUGACCCUGCUGUGAGACAAACAAUGUUAUUUCUUUCUAUGAAAAAUCUCCAUCCUACUCAUUUUCUUUCAUUUAUUGUUAAACAUAUUAUGGUCUUUUUAUUUUUUUAUUUUUUUUAUGACCUUCUUCAGCACCUGUUUGCCUGUCAUAGCUUUGAGGCUGUCCAGGAACUUCAAUGUUCAUGUCAUUUUUUUAUAGUCACAGAAAGCGAUGCUUUAAAGGAACAGUUUAACAUUUUGGGAAAUACUCCAAGAUUGACCUCAUCUCCAUGUUUGACCAGUAAAUAUGAGGCUUAAACCAGACGCUGGUUAGCUUAGCUUAGCUUGGCUAAAAGACUGAAACGCGGAAACAAGCUAGCCUGCCAGUCUACCUACAGAACCUCCUAACCUCACUUAUUUAUACUUAACAUAUUUAGUCUUUGAUUUUUUAGAAAGAUUAAACAAAGAAGACAAUGUGUGUAAACUGUGAGCUUCAGAGAGGCUGCUGGAUGAACUUCAUUAGUUUCAUGCUUGCUGCCCACCUUCCCUGUUUCCUGUCUUUGUGCUAAGCUAAGCUAAGCUAAAGGUCUUUUGGUUGUAGCUUUUUGUUAAUUACGUAUCAUCUUGUCUAACUUUAGAAAAAAGAAAAGAUGCCUUUUUUUCCUAAAAUAGACGACUGUUCCUUUAAAUGAGGAAGAAUGUCACUGGUGCUUUAAAUUUUAAUUGGAACUAAAGAAACUAAAGAUUGUUUGAAAGGAAGUCCAAUAUAUUGUUUCUGCUAUGAAUGUUUUCUUUUGAUUCUGGUGAUAUGAACAUGUGGGGGAGGAUAAAUGAUCGUGUUGGUUUUUACCGUUGACAGUUCCAGUAGUUUUUUGGUAAACAGGGUUGUCAUGACGACUCCUACUUCUACCUUCUGUUUUUAAACGGAAUGAAACAAAAAUGCAAAGCAAACAUCUGCACUGACUUACCAAUAAGCGUGUACAGGCGUUCUGUUCCAUGUUUAUCCAUAUUUUCAGACAUUUUAAGCUUUUAAAAAAAAAAUUGCCAUAUCAAGUUCACCAUGAUUACCAGUCAGUGUGGGGAGAAGAAAGAUCAAACCAGUCGGGUCAAGAAAGAGUUCUGACGACGUAUAUUUAACGCCCUAGCAAAGGGUUUUAUUUUUUAUUUUCUGAAUGUAUAAUUCUUUGAUCUUAGCAAUAUGCAAAGGAUUUUGACGCUUUAUUUUUGAAUAUAUUGUGUAAAAGCCGCACUUUACACAUUACAAAUGGAGAUAAACACAGCUGGACAUUGUCAGCACAUAAUGUCUGCUUUGUUGUGUUUGUGAUUUAUCUCAAAGAGGCCGACAGCAUUAAGCCAAAUGAGCUAACAUCACGUGUCCUCACUCUUAACUGUUCACACUAAUGUUAUCUCAAAUAGUCGUAUCAGCGUCUGAACGUGGCGAAUGUGUGUUCACGUCUUUAAAGACCAAAAUCUGAGGACAUGUGGAAACCGAAACUGCUGGAGAGAGAACGGAUGAGUUCCGUUCAUGUGUAGCAAGAGACGAGGCUGGUGCUUCUUUGAGGUGUUAUUUUUCGCUCUGCAUUUUUUCAUGGCUACUGUGGAACUUGAACAUUUUGGAAACAUUUGUUUGAUUGUUUUAGCCUUUUUUUUGUUAAUGAUGCUGUUAUUAUAAAACACCUGACUGGGGUUAACUUCAAUAUAUGUCGUUGGUUUUGA
Molecule: messenger RNA, 9646 nt
Organism: Labrus mixtus (cuckoo wrasse)
Lineage: Eukaryota; Metazoa; Chordata; Actinopteri; Labriformes; Labridae
Gene: myh14
Product: myosin, heavy chain 14, non-muscle
Exons: 45
Coding region: 171-6344 (2057 amino acids)
Cellular component (GO): myosin complex
Molecular function (GO): ATP binding; actin filament binding; cytoskeletal motor activity
Source: RefSeq, a predicted model, not a curated record